Molecule: messenger RNA, 1044 nt
Organism: Enhydra lutris kenyoni (northern sea otter)
Lineage: Eukaryota; Metazoa; Chordata; Mammalia; Carnivora; Mustelidae
Product: ankyrin repeat and SOCS box containing 11
Exons: 7
Coding region: 73-1044 (323 amino acids)
Biological process (GO): intracellular signal transduction; positive regulation of protein catabolic process; protein ubiquitination
Molecular function (GO): protein binding
Source: RefSeq, a predicted model, not a curated record
AUGUCAUAUGAUACCAAUUAUAACUCAGUGAGAUUUUGCAGUACCAAGAACCUAUACAGAGGGUGAGCCAAAAUGGAAGACGGUCCUGUUUCCUAUGGCUUUAAAAACAUUUUUAUUACAAUGUUUGCUACCUUUUUUUUCUUCAAACUUUUAAUUAAAGUUUGUUUGGCUCUCCUGACUCAUUUCUAUAUCGUCAAAGGAAAUAGAAAAGAAGCGGCUAGGAUAGCAGAAGAGAUCUAUGGUGGAAUUUCAGAUUGUUGGGCUGACCGAUCCCCUCUUCAUGAAGCUGCAGCCCAGGGGCGCUUACUGGCCCUUAAAACUCUAAUUGCACAAGGUGUCAACGUGAACCUUGUGACCAUUAACCGGGUCUCUUCGCUCCACGAAGCGUGCCUUGGAGGUCACGUAGCCUGUGCAAAAGCCUUAUUGGAAAAGGGCGCACACGUCAACGGAGUGACGGUGCACGGAGCCACGCCCCUGUUCAACGCCUGCAGGAGCGGCAGUGCUGCGUGUGUCAACGUGCUGCUGGAGUUUGGAGCCAAGGCUCAGCCAGAGGUGCACUUGGCCUCACCCAUCCAUGAGGCAGUGAAGAGAGGUCAUAGAGAGUGCAUGGAGAUCCUGCUGGCAAAUAACGUUAACAUUGACCAAGAACUGCCUCAGCUUGGAACUCCCUUGUAUGUGGCCUGCACCUACCAGAGGGUAGACUGUGUGAAGAAACUUCUAGAAUUAGGAGCCAGUGUGGACCGCGGCCAACGUCUGGACACUCCCCUGCACGCGGCAGCGAGGCGGUCCAGCGCGGAGGUCAUCCACCUCCUGGCCGACUACGGGGCCCCCCUAAAGUGCAGAAACGCAGAGGGCAAAAGCGCGCUGGAUCUGGCCACUCCCAACAGCAGCGUGGAGCAAGCACUCCUGCUCCGGGAGGGCCCACCGGCUCUUUCUCAGCUCUGCCGCCUGUGUGUCCGGAAGUGCUUGGGUCGAGCAUGUCAUCAAACCAUCCGUGAACUCCAUCUGCCAGAGCUGCUGGAAAGAUUCCUGCUCUACCAGUAG